Messenger RNA from Manduca sexta (tobacco hornworm), 8866 nucleotides. RefSeq names its product eye-specific diacylglycerol kinase (gene rdgA). Lineage: Eukaryota; Metazoa; Arthropoda; Insecta; Lepidoptera; Sphingidae. The record is from RefSeq and is a predicted model, not a curated record. Gene Ontology annotation, biological process: diacylglycerol metabolic process; intracellular signal transduction; lipid phosphorylation. The coding region runs from base 377 to 4363 and encodes 1328 amino acids. Gene Ontology annotation, molecular function: ATP-dependent diacylglycerol kinase activity; protein binding. The transcript is spliced from 22 exons.
UACCAGCGAGCACUUUGGCUUCGGGGCCUCACGUCACUGCUCGCGCCAAUAUCGUAAACAUAGUUCUCGUACCGCUUCUGUCUCACUUCUAAAGGUAAUCCAUAAACUGUUUUUUGUUUCUAUUUUUGACUCAAAGUACUGUUUUAUAAAUAAGUGAGUGUUUAACCUACAUCCAAAAAGUAUUAGUGAUAAAAUUAGAAGCACCAUGAGUGGUGACCACCACGCGGCCGCCUCCGUUGGCUGACCAUUUUCACAUCAAGACCGUUACCACCACGUGCACUGUGGUGGUGAAGGUGGGGUGCGCGAGGCGCGCGGGUGGCGGCGGCGGGGCGGGGCGGCGACAUGAGGAGCGCGCGCGCAGCCCGCCCCAGCCGCCAUGCAACGCCUGCGCACCACUUUCAAACGCUCACGGACCCCAACACCCGCGGAUAUGAAGACGCAAAGCAGCCUCGAAGUUCCCAAACAGGUGCGGUCGGCGUCAUUUGAUGAGAUCCAAUUGGAGGCAGCCCGCGGCUCCGGCGCAAGUGUGUUACUAGCUGUGCCGCAGCAUGGAGCACGCAGCAGGUCCUUUGAUUCGGCGGGCUCCGACGACUCAGGGACAUAUCUGGAGGUACCGCGUCUGUGGUCGCGUCGUCGGUCUGGCAAAGGCACGCCCCCGCCAUGUGUGCAUUGUCGCCACAUGGAGACCUGGCUGGCCCGCCGAAGCGAAGAGCGUACCACGCCUGAUAGACCACUUGCCUCAUCUUCGGCAGAAGACGACGAUGACGAAGAUGAGAGUGACGCGGAAUCCCCGAGAGUCACACUUGCGCCGCCGCCGCCGCCGCGUCCGUUCUUACCACCUCCACAAUCGCCGCCGCCUUCACCUGGAGCGCCUUCUUUCGAGCUACAACCACCAAUAGACGAACCGCCAAUCUUACCGCAAAGAAGACGUUCAAUUUCGCGACAAGAAGCAUUCUUUAUUGAACCUACGGGAAGUUCUCUCGAAAAUGUCCGGGCCUCGGAACAGGGAGCCGCCGAUGCUGCGAGAGAUUCACUUGUACACGAUAUUUAUUUAGCUGUACCCGAUUUGAAACGUGAUCGUGCCGCGUCAGUCGACUCCUGUUUUUCUAAAGUGUCUGGUGGUAGAGCAGAGGAAUUAAACGGGACUCAAAAUUCGUUAACUGUCCCCGGGAGUGGGCUUCGUUCGCGAUCGGUGGAUAUUGUGUUGCCGACAGCGGAACAGUCGCGGUACAAAGCUUUGGCGCUAACAGCGUCGCAAGCAACGCCUCCAGUGCAUAAACAAGAAGAACCACCACAACCAGCAGUGCCACCAUUAGAUUCCAGACGAGGCGGCGACGUGGGAGGCGCCCGGGUGCUGCGCUCGACGCCUGACUGGGGCGACGCGGCAAUCAGCGGCGAACACCUCUGGUCGCCCACUUCCGUGUCCGGAGAUUGCUGUUAUGUUGGCGACGCGGAAUGCCAGAAACACGGUUCCCGUAUGAAAUGCUCUGCAUGCAAGAUCGUGGCGCACAUAGCGUGCAUCGACAUCCUGAUGGACCGCGUGCAGUUCACGUGCAAGCCCACGUUCCGUGACGUGGGUGUGCGCCAAUACCGCGAGCAGACCGUCACGCACCAUCACUGGGUGCAUCGCCGCUCCGAGAAGGGCAAGUGCAAGGCUUGCGGGAAGUCAUUCCGGCGCAGUUGCUGUGGAUGGUGCAUACCGUCACGCCACUCUGUAGACAAGGCUAUACAAGUAGACAAUGACGUUGUCAACCAUUCGCUGCAAGCUAAAUUAUCGUUCAGCUCGAAAGAGAUCGUAGCCUUGAGUUGUUCGUGGUGCAAAGAUGCCUACCACAACAAAGAAAGUUGCUUCAACCUUCAGCGAAUAGGGGAAGAGUGUUCGUUAGGUUGUCAGUCGAAUAUAAUAGUGCCACCCUCGUGGAUCGUGAAACUGCCAAGGAGAGGCAGUUUCAAAUCGUCCUUAAGAAAGUCACCUAAGAAAAAAAGUGCUUCCAAAAAGAAAGGGAAGGACACCAAAAAUGACCAGAGAACAUUUGUGAUAAAGCCGAUACCCACGGCUAGUGUAAAACCUGUGCUGGUAUUUAUAAAUCCCAAGAGUGGUGGCAACCAGGGCGCAAAACUACUCCAAAAGUUCCAGUGGCUGUUGAAUCCUCGACAGGUGUUCGACCUUACGCAGGGCGGUCCAGGACCUGGAUUGGAGUUAUUUCGAAAGGUGCCUAAUUUGCGUGUGCUUGCGUGCGGCGGUGACGGUACGGUGGGCUGGGUGCUGAGCGUGCUGGACCGCAUCGGCUCGCGGCCCGCUGUCGGAGUGCUGCCGCUCGGCACCGGUAAUGAUCUUGCCAGAGCACUCGGUUGGGGCGGGGGUUACGAAGACGAACCGAUAUCGAAGAUUCUCGCCAAUAUUGGAGAAAGUGACACAGUCCUGCUGGACCGCUGGCAGCUGACCGUGGAGCCUAACACAGCUGCCUCUGGACAAGACACCACCAACGCUAAGCCAGAACUGCCUCUCAAUGUCGUCAACAAUUAUUUCUCAUUCGGCGUCGACGCUCACAUCGCCCUGGAGUUUCAUGAAGCUAGAGAGGCGCACCCAGAGAAGUUCAACUCUCGAAUAAGAAACAAGCUGUUCUACGGAACUGCGGGAGGCAAGGAUCUCAUGCAACGCAAGUGGAAGGGACUGGCGGAGUUCGUCACUAUGGAGUGCGACGGCAAAGAUCUCACGCCAGUGCUCCGAGAGCACAAAGUACACGCUAUCGUUUUUUUAAACAUUCCAAGUUACGGGGGUGGCACCCACCCUUGGAACAAGUCAGGAGGCUCUUUUGAGCCUUCUACUGAAGACGGAUUAAUAGAAGUAGUAGGAUUAACCACAUAUCAACUGCCUUUAUUACAAGCUGGAGGUCACGGCACGUGUAUCACGCAGUGCAAAACAGCAAAAAUAGUGACCACAAAAGUGAUACCGAUGCAAGUGGAUGGUGAGGCGUGUAGACUGGCACCCUCGGUCAUCACAUUGUCGCGCCUCAACCAAGCCACUAUGCUCGCUAAGAAGAAGCCUGGCAGGACCAUUGCGCCACAAACAACAUUAGACAAGCUUACACUCACUGUGAAUCUCAUAAGAAUGACUGAUUACGAAAGACACCAUUACGACAAGGAAUUGCUCGCUAAGACAGCGGAGAGCAUUGGCUCUCUAGAAGUGAACCCUGCAGCGGACUUAGAGCAAAUACGUACCCUCAUUCAAAACAUGAUCAAAGAAUCUCAACAGUACUCAAGUCUCGUCGACUGGUGGUUUGUGGACUCGGUGACGGCAGAGCGAUUCUUCCGAGUCGACAAAGCACAGGAAAAUUUGCACUACCCGGCCGACAUCGGACACGACAACAUAUACAUACUGGACGCGGCGCCGCAGACGCCCGACACCGAGAGCACCGUGCAACCCGACACCACGGCCACGGGCUCGCUCGACCGCACCGGCCCUUCAGUCUCACUAGACACUACCACCGGACUCUCCGUCUCGCUUGACAUCUCCCAAAGUGUCGACACUCCGAGCGCUGGGGUCUCCCUGGACGUUCCUGAAUCUCAUGCCAGUGAAUCCGGUCUGGGGAGCCCAGCGCGGACAUCUGAAGAGCUAUCGACCCCACAAACUCCGCCACCAGCUGCCGUUGUACCUCCUGUUCCUAGUGCUCCUAAGACUCCUCCAGCCCCUUCUCCGAAGAAGUCAGUUCCGCCCACUCCCAAAACUCCACUUCCCACCACACCCAAAACUGCUCCUGCAGCAAGUCCGCCGAAGGUUACAGUACCCAGUCAAGAGUCGGGGUCGCCUCCUCUUUGCGCCAGUCCACCGGCUAAAGAUAUUCAGCCCACUCACGAUUCAAUAGUGCGGUUCAAGACCAUUCAUGAAAAACUUUUCGGACUUGACCAAGAAGUAUUUGGCUAUAGAAAUUUGUUGGAAAAAACAUCUGACGCGCUUCUCAAGGCCGCUAAAGUUGGUGAUCUGAAAAUGAUGAAAGAACUUCACGCAGCUGGCUAUUCACUAAUGUCGAUCGACGCGAGUGGUCAAACCGCGUUACACAUAGCAGCGCGAUACGGCAACAAGGAGAUAGUGAAGUAUCUAAUCGCGUGCGCGCCCACGGCAAUGGUGAACAUGCGCGACAACGAGCGCGGGCAGACAGCGCUGCACAAGGCGGCGGCGCACAAGCGGCGCGCCAUCUGCUGCAUGCUGGUGGCGGGCGGCGCGUCCCUCACGCGCCAGGACCAUGCUGGACUCACCCCGCGGCAUCUGGCGCUGCGGGCCGAGGACCACGACCUCGCCGCAUAUUUAGAAAGUCAAGAGCAUUUUCAAUUAGUCUCCGAAGAUCUAGAAACAGCGGUUUGAGAAGAAUAACAUAUACUAAUCGUGGAUAAUCUACCUGACACGGAAUACAAGACUUUAGUGAUAGUGUAAUUACGAUUUAUAAUUAAUUAUUAUUAUAAUAUUUCCUCUAACACCAAAGUGAUAUUCAGAUCUUGUGACUUUGUAGUAUUAAAUGACGUUUGACUACUUAAAUGUACCCAUUAAAGAGUUUAAUAUUAUAAUUAUAUUUGUAAUUUAAGAAAAUUCCUUUUGUAAAUUAUGCGAUAAAGGUUUAAUAAAAAGUAUUCAAGUAUGAUAUAAUUUUUGAAAAUAAUAUAAAGCAAUCAUAAAAUUUUAAAAACUUCUGUAGUGUUGCUUGUACAGAUAGAUAUUAGACUAAAUGCACCUUUUUUAAAAAUAAUUCUCCAACCAGGAAAAUAUGUUAUGGGUAGAUAUUUAUUGUACUAAACCAAAUAAUUUUGUGCAAAAUAAUUUAUUGCCUAUUUUCUUUAUAAUAUAACACAUUUUUGGUAUUAUUUAUUUUCUCUUUGCUAUUAUACGAAGUUAAUUUUGCAUUACCAAGUACUUAGUACCCACCAAGUAUUGAUGGCGCCAUAACAGGUGCGGUUGUUUGUUUGCCGCGUGCUGUCGGUCUAUCGUGCUAUGAGAAUAUCAAUUUGGUGGCUUCACUCAUUAAACAGCUUUGCAUUAAAAACUCUUCUUUUCACCAAAAUAUUGAAAUAAUGUUGCAUUAAUAAUUAUAAUUAUGACCUCCAUAAAAUAUAGCUUUCGUGAUGAAGGGGUAUUUUUUUAUGUGGAAGAUAGGCAAACAAGCGGCCUAGAUAACUACAAAAUCAUAAAAUGUUUAUGCAAUAUAGACCUAAGGAGUGAGAAAUGUGGGGAUGGAAAAACUUAUUCUUAAUGAAUCCGGCAAUGCUACUGAGCUGCGGCAACAAGAAGCGAAAAUCGAUGCUGCACGUCUAAUUUCUAUUAGAUAUUAGUAGGGCUAAAAAAUGCUACAUCCCGUUUCUACCAUUAAAAAGAUCGCCCACAUGUAAAGUUUUCAACAAGUUAAAAUAAUAAAAUCUGCGUCGCAUUUAACAAAAUAUAACCAAAUUACGAAAAAAUAUAUAGUAUAGGUGGUUAUAUUUAACAAUAGACCGACAGCAUGUAUUUAUUUUUAAUUAACUUUGUGCUCUUCAAACUUAAAAAUGGUUUCUAAAGGACGUUUUUUUUAUGUUUUCACUGUAUCCAAUGCUUCUAUUAAAAUAGGUUCGCUACAGUGAAAAGUACUGUGUUUAGCAUUUAACUAACGCAAUAUUCGAUAAGAAAUUGAAUACAAGAAGUAGAUUAAAAUUCAUAAGACAAUUCACUGCAGUAUGUUUUUAUUGUGUUUUUGACAAACAUUGUGCUUACGUGCCUACAUAAUACUGAAAUUAGAAUCAUUGGGCCUAAAUACUUAAUAAUAUAUAUCAAGACUUACGUUCAUGUGUAGUAUUUGCGUAUGUUUUGAAUUCGGAAACAUACUAUGUUUUAAAAUCUGUCUUGAGCUUUUAAUUUAUAUAAUGCUGAUUAAAUCGGUGUAGUUUCUAUUUUGAUCUCAGCGUUUGUUACUUUUAGAGAUAAUUUAUGUGUUUCAUUUCUGUGAAAUAUAUUUAAUGGAGCUUAAUUGUAUUGUGUUGGUUUGUUAUCACAGGUGGAGUGUUAUUAUUUAUGAAGCUAUGUAGCGUAGUUAAUUCUCAUUCGUCGACCAAAUCCUUAACAACAAAAUUGUCUCACAACCGCUGGAAGCAAUCCAUCGUCCCUCGCGUCUAUUGUUAUUUAUUGUCUUAUCGAAUUAUUAUCUUUCGAGUGUUUUGGGUGAUUUAACUCGUACGAAUUGGAAUAGUUAGUGUUAUUUAUGACUGUAAUGCCAAUACCUCUACAUGUAGUACCUAAUAGUUUAGUAUGUAACGAAUUUACUCGUACUACUCGCUAUUAAGCGAACAAUGAAAGACAAAGCUGUGAGAAUUUUGGUCUUAAUGUAAAAAGUAAGUUCUUUUUAUCGUAAGCGAGAAAGAAGUGCACGUGCCCUAAAGCUGCUUCGUGAUGAUUAAUAGAUAUAAUGUGGAAAUUGUGUUAAGUAACCGCUGUUCACAAUACUGUUUCCCGCCGCGGUGCGAACACAGCGCGUUUACUAAGCGAACGAUUUUAUAACGAAUUUUAUUAUUGUUCUGUAUAGGGAAUAUACUCUGUAGCGUGUGUACUUACUGGAAUAACAAUGCUUUCCCCCAGACCUAGUAUUCCGUUCGGUGAAACAAUACAGAAGCAAUGUUCCAAAGCACGUUAAUUAAAUGAAAUGCCAAUAGCUGAAUUUGGGAUUUCAAAUCAAAUAUUUCGGAGUAAUAGGAAUGAAACUCUGCGUUUACCCCUUUAAUAAUGUAAUAAUUUAAAGUAAAUAUUAAGGUUGCGUUUUAACUGAAACGGGGAGGGGACGAGUCGUGCAGAAAUAGACCUAUCAAUUGAUUGAAAUUUACAUAUUUUAUAUCUCCACUGCGGUUCAAUAGAAACGUAUGUUUACCCUGGCAUAUUCUGCUCCUUUCGGUUUCAGUGAAAACGCACAUAAAAGCCUGAUUUUAACACAAAAAGAGAUUCUCGAAUGUCCAAAGUCAGGCUACAAUGAGUUCCAUUUUAUCCUUGGUUUCCAUCUAUACUGUAUUAAACUGCCCCAAAUGAGUAAAAUGUCAUGAUUGGACGCCGAAACUGAAGGUUACUGAUAUUGUUCUCGCCUCUAGCAUACGAGAAACUCUUGUUGUGUGGGCUUAAUGCACGUAAUGCCCCUCUGUCCCGUGCUCUACAUACCAUACCGUUAAUAUCCGACAAUAGAACUCUGUAACUACACUAAUCUCGUAGAUUAAGUUUCGAGUUAUAAGUCUACAUCAGAUGCCUACUUAACCUUUAUAUUUAUAAGUGAGACUUUUCCAAUAUACUGUUAUGUAGUCUUUAUAUGUAUGUACAUAAUAUUAUAUCAGAGGCCUUCAUUCGGUAGUGCACUAUAUAUUCUCUUAUAUGUAUAUGGAUUACCUAGUAUAUUUCGCGACCAAUUGCUAUCUUUAUGAAGUAAAUAUCACUAGGUUAGGAGUGUGAGUACUGAUAUAAAAAUGUGCUUUUUGACGACACGUUUGUUCAAUAAUAAACAAAGUCUUGGCCCAAGUUUAUCUGUAACACGGGGUUCUUGCAUGUCCUUUAUCCUGUUACUACGAUUUAUGCACGUGAGAUAUUUUUUUAAUAAUAUGUACUUUUUAAUAUUACGUAAGACACACGGAAUGUGAUUUGAAAAUGAAUUAAGAGCAAUCUGAUUAGAGAUAGUAUAUGGACUUUUUGAAUGAAAAAUUAAUUGGUGGAUUUUCCCCAUCUGGCACGUCUAAUGAUAUACUUAGAAAGCAUUCCACGUUAAUAUAAUUAAUUUCCGGUCGUCAUUAAAACUUCCGGAUUUAAUAGUAGAAAUAUUAUUAUUAAAAGUAAUACAGCGAUCGAGUAGAUUAUUUCCACAUAGCACAUCGUUAAACUGCGACGUGUUUACAUCAUUUCGAAUAGAUAAUUAUAAUAAUAAUAUUUAACGAUUUUACCGUAGUUAAAUUAGAUAAAUGAAAAUGAAUUAGACUAUUUUUAUCUACUUUAUAAUUUCACUGUUAAAUAAAUAUUCGCCGCAAAUGUAUCCUUAUGUAAUUUCAUUCACGAUCAGUUCAUUGCGUAUCGGUAAAAAAAUGUUACAAUUCACUAUGGUUAUCUUUGGAAUAUUGAUAUUUUGAAUAAUUUGUGAGUUUAUUUGAAGUAAUAUUACAUUUACUGUUUACAAUACACACAACGUAAACAAUAAAAUGUAAAUGAAAUUAUUUGUGACAAUUUUUGCCUUUGCCUACCACCAAAUAAAAAUCUUCUAUAAUAUAAUAGCUGAGCUGAUUUAAUGACUUUUAGUAUCAAAAUGGAAAUAGAUGUUAAAUAUAUACAAAUGAUCUGCUGCUCAGUAUUGAUAUGCACCGAUAUUAAUAUAUUUAUCUCUUAUCUGGACAAAUGCACAUCAAAUUCCCCAAUACAUAAAUAAAUAAGUACUUAUUUAAUAACUCACGUAGCAUUUUUCUAGAUUAAUUCAGAGACCAAAAGAAAAUAUACUCAUAGCUUAAUAUGUAUAUUUUGUCAUUUUGUAAAUCAUAAUGAUGAGAUAAAUUUAUUCAUAUCAGUUUAUAUUCAUAGGUGACAAUAUCUAAGUGCACUGUAUAUUUUAUGGUAUGAAAUUAAUGUCAACCAUGAAAAUCAUUUUAAUGUAAACAACGGAAUGUCUUGAAUAGAUAAUAAAAAAAUAUUCAAUUUAAAAAUAACUCAUUAGGCACAGCAGAAUUUUACUUAAAUUCCUAAAAUUAUGUAAUAAAAUGUUUGAACAGUAUUUUCAGAGCACUAGUUUCAUUGUUAGUACAUACUUAUUUUUGCACUCAAUAAAGUCACUAUUUUAAAGAAAGUUAUUUAAAUCAAGUACACUGAAAGAACAAUAAAUAAAAUGCGUCUUAA